Messenger RNA from Thlaspi arvense, 1815 nucleotides. The record is from the annotation of a GenBank genome assembly. Lineage: Eukaryota; Viridiplantae; Streptophyta; Magnoliopsida; Brassicales; Brassicaceae.
AUGGCGAAACAGAGUUACUUCUUCUUGUUUCUUUCUCUUGUCUCACUCUGUUCCUCAACAACAACACAUCAUGAUGUCAUAAACCCACCAACGGUCUUCCCAACAAACCCCACAACUACACCGCCGGCUACUACAUUUCCUCCGGUGACCAUAACGCCGACAAAUCCUGCCACAACAGGUCCUCUUAACCCUCCAGUCGUAACAGUUCCUGCUACACUUACACCACCUGUGACCAACCCAGUGACACAGUAUCCUCCAACACAACCCACAGGGACGGUUCCGGUUCCUGUGAUUCCCCCACCAGCUGUUGUCUCAAACUCUCCGUCGGUUCCUGUGAUUCCCCCACCAGCUGUUGUCUCAAACUCUCCAUCGGUUCCAGGUCAAAGCUGGUGCGUGGCAAAGCCUGGAGCCUCUCAAACCUCAAUCCAACUGGCUCUUGACUAUGCAUGCGGGCUCGGUGGAGCGGAUUGCUCUCAGAUACAGCAAGGAGGCAACUGUUAUUCGCCUAUCAGUCUUCAGAGUCAUGCCUCAUUUGCCUUCAACAGCUAUUACCAGAAGAACCCUUCUCCACAAAGCUGCGAUUUUGGCGGUGCUGCCUCAGUAGUUAGCACCAACCCAAGCAGUGGUUCUUGCGUAUACCAGACAGGUUCAUCGACAUCAGCAGGAACAACAACGCCAACUCCAUCGACACAAACAGUGAACCAGCCUCCUGUCACAUCAACACCUACAAUACCAACAGGAGGCGGAAUAAUCGGGGUUGGAACUCCACCAGCGGUUUUUAACCCGGCGAAUCCUUCAUCAAAUACUCUGACCAAUCCAACAUCAGGAGGUUCAGCGGUUUACGGGUUUGAUGGAUCGCCUAAUGGGAACAAUCCAACACCAUCAGUCUCCACACAUUUGCAGAUUCACUUUGUUCACACUAUGGUGGCUCAUUUAGAGUAUCGUUACAAGAAGAAGCUAGAGUAUUCUCCUGAUCAAUUCUCCUUUGAUUCUCCACCUGCUCCAGAAAGAUACAGUCUUUACUGCAUAAACCAAAAGAUAUGUCUCUCGCGAAUCGUUACAAGAAAAUCCCACUUUUUGGCAAGUGCCCUUGUUACCAGAUCAGAUGAUUUCAUCCCCAAGUCCGUCAGAUGCUUGGAUUCGGACCUGAUCUAUAACGCACACAAGGUGUUCGACGAAAUUCCAAACUUGAAUAUUAUUUCUGCUACAGCAGUAAUUGGCCGCUUUGUGAAGCAAAACAGACAUUUAGAAGCAAUUGAUGCUUUUAAAAGGUUGUUGCUUUUGGGUAUCAGACCAAACGAGUUCACGUUCGGCACGGUCAUUGGGUCAUCUACAUCUUCAAAAGAUGUCAAAUUGGGCAAGCAGCUACAUGGUUAUGCGUUAAAGAUGGGACUAGCCUCGAAUGUGUUUGUUGGUAGUGCGGUUCUAAACUGUUAUGUGAAGCUGAGCACAUUGAUAGAUGCUCGAAGAAGCUUUGGUGAUACGAGAGACCCAAAUGUUGUCUCUAUGACCAAUUUGAUAAGUGGGUAUUUUAAGAAACAUGAGUUUGAGGAAGCACUUUCUUUGUUCAGAGCAAUGUCAGAGAGAAGUGUUGUUACUUGGAACGCAGUGAUUGGUGGGUUCAGCCAGACUGGAAGGAAUGAAGAAGCUGUGAGUACUUUUGUGGAUAUGUUGAAGGAAGGUUCAGCGGUUUACGGGUUUGAUGGAUCACCUAACGGGAACAAUCCAACACCAUCAGGCUCCACCCAUUUGCAGAUUCACUUUGGUCACACUAUGGUGGUAACACUGAUUCUUCACGCAUUGCUAUUUCAUUAG